GGGUGAUGGGCUGUUGUUAUGCCUUCCAUUCGUUCGACUGCUAAAAACGCUUCCUUCCUUUGUCAUCAUCUCCUAAUUCAAACCCAAACUUGUCGUUACUCAAUAGCCACCACCCUCCAAUCUCCACUGUAUCUUCUCCCAGAAUCUCCUUCACUCCAACAAGUCAAACAAGCCCAUGCCCUCACUGUCACCGCCGGCCUCGCAGACGAUGCCACCAUGAUGGGUCACCUCCUUGCCGCAUUGGCUCUAUCCCCAUCUUCCACCUCCUCCUCUGAUUAUCCCCUCGCUGUCUUCCGACGCAUCCACAAUGCUAAUAUAUUUGCAACCAACAAUAUGAUUCGUUGUUUAGCAAAGGGCGAAACACCACAUGAUUCCGUUACUCUAUAUGUGGAUAUGUGUCGUAGCAGUCUACUCCCCAAGCCCAACAACUACACCUUUCCCUUCGUUCUCCAAGCUUGUAGUAAGGCUUUGGCAAUCGUUGAAGGGUUUCAAAUCCACGCCCACAUCGUUAGGCUUGGAUUUGCCCACGAUGUCUACGUUCGAAACGCAUUGAUUCACUUCUAUAGCGCUUGCCACAGGACAGAAAGUUCAAGAUAUAUAUUCGAUGAGAACUCCCAAUCACGCGAUGUGGUCACGUGGAAUAGCAUUCUUGCUGCCUAUGCCAGAGAUGGGCAGAUGGGUCUUGCCGAAAAACUGUUCGCAGAAAUGCCUGAGAAAGAUGUGAUAUCCUGGAGUACCAUGAUAAUGGGUCAUGUCCAAGGUGGGCAUUUGGAGAGGGGCCUGGAAUGCUUUAGAGAGAUGAGAGAGAGGAAGUUAAGGCCCAACGAGGCUAUAUUGGUUACCAUUCUCUCCGCAUCAGCACAAUUGGGUCUGCUUGAGCAUGGCCGUUUGGUUCACUCAACCAUUGAGUCCUUAAAUUUCCCCAUGAGUGUCUCCCUCAACACAGCUCUUAUUGACAUGUAUGCAAAAUGUGGCUGCAUUGAGCGCUCCAAAGAAAUCUUCGAGAAAAUGGCCCACAAGGAUGUUUGGUCAUGGAACGUCAUGAUUUGUGGAUUAGCGGCACACGGACUUGGGAAGGAAGCUCUUGCACUCUUCCGGUGGUUUACAAGUGAGGGAUUCAGGCCAGUGAACAUAACCUUCGUGGGUGUUUUGAAUGCCUGCAGUCGAGCAGGGUUUGUGGAUGAGGGUAGGCACUAUUUCAAGUCAAUGAUAGAGGAUUAUGGCAUUGAGCCGGAGAUGGAGCACUACGGGUGCAUGGUUGACCUGUUGGGACGUGCUGGGUUCAUAGCUGAAGCCCUGGAAUUGAUUGAGAAGAUAACUAUUCAACCAGACCCGGUGCUUUGGGGAACACUGCUUGGGGCGUGUAAGAUUCAUGGUUUAGUAGAGUUGGGUGAAACCAUUGGUAAGAAGCUAAUUCAAUUGGACCCUACCCAUGAUGGGCACUAUGUGCUUCUUGCUAGUAUCUAUGCCAAAGCAAGGAAAUGGGAAGACGUAAGCAGAGUACGCAGAAUGAUGGUUGAUCGAGGUGCAAAUAAAGUUGCAGGAUGGAGCCUUAUUGAAGCUCAGGGAAAGGUUCAUCGGUUUAUCGCAGGGGAUAAGGAACAUGAACGAUCUCCAGAGAUUUACCAGAUGCUAGAAGUGAUUACAAACCGGUUGUCAGAGUCUGGCUAUUUGCCUGACAUUUCACCGAUCUUGCAUGACAUCCAGGAGGAGGAAAAGGAGAAUGUGAUCAAGGAGCACAGUGAGAGGCUGGCUAUUGCUUUUGGUAUGCUGGUUACUGAGAUCGGUGAUUGCAUUAGAAUUGUAAAGAAUUUAAGGGUUUGUUGGGAUUGUCAUGAGGUGAGCAAGAUGAUAUCAAAGGUGUUUGAGAGGGAGAUAAUUGUGAGGGAUGGGAGUAGGUUUCACCAUUUUAGGGAGGGUUAUUGUUCUUGUCAUGAUUUUUGGUAAUCAGUUGGGUUUCAGUCUGUAUAUUUCAUUAUGUUUUAUCUAUUUUAUGACAUAAAAUGUUUGUCAUUCAAUUAGCUCUGACUUACAAAUCCUUUGACUGAUCUUCAUUUGUUCAAAAACUUACUUCUGUUGGAUUUGGGGGGAAUCCAUUCCAAAUUUAACCAUGUUGCCAGUACCAUUCAUGAUUGUUCAUUCGUAUGCUAGGUGGAUUAGAUACUUUGAUGGAUGAUGGAUCAACCAAACACACACAGCUAAACUCAGCACAACUUGAUCGGACUCGGUACCUGUUGAAUAGGUUGGAGAGGAAGCCUUAGCAGCUGAUACAGAUGGUUCUCUCAGUUAAGGACCCCUGACUCUCCUUCGUGUAUUGCUCUGUUCUCAUCUUGAGAAGUAUAAGAUUCAAAC
Messenger RNA from Telopea speciosissima, 2352 nucleotides. RefSeq names its product pentatricopeptide repeat-containing protein At3g62890-like. Lineage: Eukaryota; Viridiplantae; Streptophyta; Magnoliopsida; Proteales; Proteaceae. Gene Ontology annotation, molecular function: protein binding; RNA binding; zinc ion binding. The record is from RefSeq and is a predicted model, not a curated record. Gene Ontology annotation, biological process: RNA modification. The coding region runs from base 19 to 1947 and encodes 642 amino acids. The transcript has a single exon.